AUGGCCUUGUCCCCAGAGGGAGAUGACAUCCAUCUACCGCGGUGCAUGGUGGGAAUGAUCAGAUCAGGUAAAACGAGACAGUCUGAGCCGCAAGAACAGGUGAAUGAUUAUUGAAUUACUGUAGGACUGCUGUUAAUGCCGUCGUCCAAAGAUACCCGUUAUCUUGGUCCCAUAAUAAACAAAUAGUGGAUGUUUUGACGCGAGCGGUCCAAUUAACUUUAAUGGGAGCCCGAAUGAAAAUCGGAGAUACGCGACAAAAAGAGGUCGACAACUCGCCAAAAGCCUGGAAUUAGCAGCAGGUAGGUUAAAUAUAACUUUGUUGAUAGUAUUCUUGUUAGUGUUAACAUCAAUUUGUUAUUUGACAGGUGGGUCAUAAUUUAAUAGUUUCAAUGGCUGCAUUAUAUCCCAAUGGUCUUUAUUUCCUUCUGUAUGCCUGUAGUAUGUCAUCAAUACAUUUAUUUGACAACAUUUAUUUAUUUAUUUUGAUGAAUACAUUUUUGUCUUUCUUUAUUUGUCUGUAGCCUUAGCAGUAUAAGUUUUCCUAUACCAUUUUAAACGCGUUGACAAAGCAACAACAUUACAACAAUACACAGGCCUAACCAUCCGUUGUUAUUGCCUAAUGUUAUACAAGUUCAAGUUCUUAAUCCACAUAAAACCGUGUGCACUGUGAAGGCAGACAACGUCUUACGAUGGAAAACAUCCAAAUGCCUAUGGCACAAGUCCUCCUGUACACGCGCACAUGUUGUUUAUCUGUUUCUGACAGGUAUUGCAUUUCUCCCAUAGAGGAUGCUCCUCUGUAGGCCUAUAGUAACUGUUCCACCAUUUUUAAUGUAGGUCCACUGACCUGUCAGUUUCUUCAUGAGUGCAUAAAAUGGCCAAACAGGCCUGUCUAUAUCUGUAAAGGACAAAAUAAUGCAUUAUAAAAAUGAUAUAUUCCGAUUUUCUUAAUUCUGUGAAUAUAGAGUUGUAGGCCUAUUUAUCCAUAAAACAUGACAUUAACAAAAAAGUAUGUAAAGUAAGCUUGAUUUGUAGCCUACUGUGGGAGGGUGGUAGGCGGGUAGGCCUACUAUUCAGUCAUCACAUUUAUUGCUUUCAAUUGAUCCUCUUGAGUCUCCUCUUACCACCACUUGUAAUGGUAUAGUAUUUCAGCUAUCCCUAAAGUGGCGCAGUGGUCUAAGGCACUGCAUCGCAGUGCUAACUGUGCCACUAGAGAUCCUGGUUCAAAUCCAGGCUCUGUCGCAGCCGGCCGCGACCGGGAGACUCAUGGGGCGGCGCACAAUUGGCCCAGCGUCGUCCAGGGUAGGGGAGGGAAUGGCCGGCAGGGAUGUAGCUCAGUUGAUAGAGCAUGGCGUUUGCAACGCCAGGGUUGUGGGUUCGAUUCCCACGGGGGGCCAGUAUUAAAAAAAAUAUGUAUUCACUAACUGUAAGUCGCUCUGGAUAAGAGCGUCUGCUAAAUGACUAAAAUGUAAAUGUAAAGUCUGGACAAGUCUUGGUGACAAUAGUGCUGGUUUAAAUGAGGAAGAUGAGGUAAUCCAGAGCAUUGCAUUGAAGUAUAUCUAUGACUGACAUGAUUAAACCUCUUAUGUAAAUGACAGGGUGUGUCAUUGUUAAGUCAGCAAUUCAAGAUAUAGUGCCUUUGAUCACUUUCUCAGAAAGAAAUGGGUAAAUCCAUUUGAAUUCAAGCACUGUUUGACAGCACCCCUUUUGAUUUGAACAAACCCUCAUAUUUGCCCACUGCAGAAGUGCUCAGAAAGUGACUUUUUGGACCUGAAUGCCAAAACAUUAGAGAUAAAGGUGCUCAAAAUUGACCCAUUUUGAAUACCAUACCAUGAGACAGCCAUGUUUUCAUCACUGGAAAAGACCAACGGUCUAAUUUUUAUUUUUUUAUUUUUACAAUUAACGUAAAUUAUCUAAAAACACGUAAAGGCAGAUUUGUUUUGCAGUUUAGACCCUAUUUGACAUAAUUUAAGGUUUUUCUGUUGUGCCCAGCAUUGGUUGAGACACAACAUGCUCUUGAAUACAGGGUGGGUGCCAUGAUUUGGCUGAUAAAUGUACUAAAAUGGGAAUAAAAUUUACAUUUCAACUUUCAAAUGGUACCACAAAGAUGGUUGGAGUUCCACAUAUCAGAGAAUGUUGACUUGAAUGGGAAUAUCUGUUGUGUUAAAUUAUACUCUCAAUCCUCUAUAAGAAUCCUAUUGAAAUUAUAGAAAUAUAGAUUAGACAUUUAAGUUGAAAUUCGACGGUGGGUGGACCGGCGGUCAUCUUUGUGAUAGUAAUUAGAAGUUAAAAUGUCAAUUCAAUUAACAUUUCAAUGGUGUACCAGCUAAAUUGCAGUGGUCUGAAGGGAUAGGUCCAUUCUCUGAAUUCAAUUUCUAUGAUUGAAAUGACACCCACCCUGUAUUCAAGAGCAUGUUGUUUUUCAAUCAAUGGCGGGCACAACACAAAAACCUCAGAUGAUGUGAAAUAGGGUCUAAGCUACAACCUAUGCAAAAAUAAACAAAAAUGUGAGUUUACGCGUUUUUGGAUAAUUAACGUUAAAUGUUUAAAAUUUCACAAUUUCUAUAAAAAUUACAUUAAAAAAAAUAAUAAUCAAAUACACUGAACAAAAAUAUAAACGCAAAAUGCAACAAUUUCAAGGAUUUUACUGAGUUACAGUUCAUGUAAGGAAAUCAGUCAAUUUAAAUAAAUUAUUUAGCCAUGGGUCAGCCUGGGAGGGCAUAGGACCACCCACUGGGGAGCCAGGCCCAGCCAAUCAGAAUUAGUUUUACCCCACAAAAGGGUUUUAUUAUAGACAGAAAUACUCCUCAGUGAACCUGUGUAAUGAUCAUGCUGUUUAAUCAGCUUCUUGAUAUGCCACACCUGUCAGGUGGAUGGAUUAUCUUGGCAAAGGAGAAAUGCUCACUAACAGGGAUAAAUAAGCUUUUUGAGCGUAUAGAACAUUUCUGGGAUCUGUUAUCUCAGCUCAUGAAACAUGGGACCAACACUUUACAUGUUGCGUAUAUAUUUUUGUUCAGUAUAGUUUGACGACACUAUUUGUAAGCUUUUAAAUUAUCUCAAACUCAACCGUUUAUCUUUUCCAGUGAUGAAGACAUUGAUGUCUCAAGGUAUGGUGGUGUAUGCAAAAUGGGCCAACUUUGAGUUCUUUUAUCUCCUGAAUGUUUUAGCAUUCAGGUCCAAAAAGUCACUUUCUGACCACUUCUUCCAUGGGCAAACAUGAAUGGAAAUAUACUGUAUGUUUAAAUCAAAAGAGAUUCUGUCAAAAAGUGAUUGAAUUCAAAUAGAUUUACCCAAAUAUUAAAUAAGAGCACCACUCUUUUCAUCUUUAGAUCCGUUAUAGGUCCUUUAUAAACUGACUGCAGCAUGAGUCCCAAUCAAUUCCAAUGACCACUGUUUACCAUUACAACUGCCAUACGGUGCCCUCCUCCCAGGAGCCACUAGUAAACCGAUAUCCUUGUGUUAAUGUAUGGUCUGCUGCAGCUGGCCUGCCUUUUGCUGUUAUGCUGAUGUAGCCUCCUGCUCAGGCCCAGCACAGCUCCCUCUCUUGUUCCCCAUAGACACCUGUUUCUCCUCUUAGGCGCUUGGCUUCACAGUGCAGCCCUCCUGUCCUGUACUCCCAUUAGUAUUGGUAUGGUGUAAGGGUGAUCAGAGGCCUUUUAUGCUCAUGAUUAAAGUUCAGGCUUCCCAUCUGGUCUUUGAUAAGCCAAACUUAUUGUAUUUAUUUUUUGAGGCCAUCCUCUGUAGCCCUGCUGCAAGAUGCAUCAACAUGUUAUUGCCACAGAGAGCAGGGACUGUGAAAUAGAACACCCAACCAGAAAUAUAACACCCACUACUAUUUUUUAUUUGUAUCUGUAGCAGGUCAAGAUUUAUAUUGUUUUGGGUUUUCAUUUAAUGUCAGAACUGCACACCAACCAUAUGAUCAGACCUUUUCUCUCUGGACCCAUUCUCAUUGUACUACACAAUCCACUCCAACCCCUCAAUGUGGCAUGAUGCCCCACUGACCAGGAAGUAGGAUACAUCAUGUGUUAUGACUUGAGUCAUUGAACUGGGCGGCUGUCAGCUCCAGGCUUUAUGCCUUCAGUCUCACAGGAGCAAAAUGACACCGUUGUCCCCAGAUGUGUUUUACUUACAUAACCAUUUUUGUCUGUAUUGGCUAUUCACUGUUUCCUUUGGCUGCCAGAAUGCAUAGUCAUUGUGGUUAUGAAAGUUUGCAUAAAAAUCCCCAGGUAGAUCACUUUACAGUUUCAAAGGCUCUGGCAGGGUGUCAGUUCAGCAUACUGUUGUCAUCGGUGACACACCCCUGCAGUGGUAAACAUAGACUACACUUGUAGUUUUGCACUUUGCACGGAACUUGGAGCAUCAUAUGUUCUGAUAAGAUGAUUUGUUUUGUGAAACAGCUAUAGGACAGAUAAAAAUGGAUUGUCAUUAUGGUAGGCUUGUUAGAAGUGAUUUAUCCCCUCUCCUUUCUCCUCUGUGUGUUUGUCUUUGUGUGUCUAGGGGCUGCUGUUUGUGAGACAUCUCAGUUCAGUACCAGCUGUAUUUUACUGUAAAUCACUACUAGUCACAAGUCACUUUAGCAUACUGGCAGUGGUAAAAUUAUAGUUGUAUAUAGGGCUGCACGAUAUAUCAUUUCAGCGUCGACAUUGCGAUGUAUGCAUCCGCAAUAGUCACAUCGCAGAACGUGCGAUUUAGUAAGGUAAACAUGUCAGUCAACAAUAUAUAUUUUUUUGUAAUGUUAAACUAGCAUUAUAUCUGUCUGAUAUAACGUCAUUUACUCCGAUUUAUGGGUUUCGUUGCUGCACGUGGUUGACAUGCAGGCUCUGCUUGCGCGUGACGAAAUGAUGAGCGAGGAACAGGCAAAAAGAGACCGAAAUUGAGAAUUUGGUUGCAAAAAUAAAUGCAUCGUCAAUUAUAUGGUAAUAUUUCGGCUACAGACAGGAUGAUGUUGACCAAAAAGGUACUUUGUCGAGAGUGCCUUGCAAUUGUUGCCACAACACGAGGCAACACGACCAAUUUGUUCGAUCAAUUAAGGCGGCACCACAAAUCUUCGUAUGAUGAGUGCAAAGCAUCUCAAUGCCCUCCAAAGCAAAAAUCUAUUUCGGAUGCCUUGUAUUACACCAUACGAGAAAGGUUCCAAACGGCAGAGAGAAAUCACAGAUUCAAUAACAUUUGACGUCGCCAAAGAAGAUUAACACGGUUACCAAAGAGGGUUUUAAAAACAUGAUCCGGUCGCUUGACAAGCGGUAUGUAAUGCCAUCACACAACUAUGUUUCUCAAGUUGCCAUCCCAGAGUUGUACGAGAAAUGCAAGGCACAAGUUGAAACAGAGCUGUCACAAGUGGAAUAUUAUACAGCAACAACGGACUUGUGGUCCAGCCGGACAACGGAGCCCUACAUAAGUCUGACCGUACACUUUAUUAAUGAGGACUUCCACCUGAAAAGUCGCUGUUUGCAAACUGCAUUUUCCCCAUCCCAUUUUCAAAUCGCAAUAUAUAUCGCAGAAAAACAAAAUAUCGCAAUGUCAGUUAUUUCCAAUAUCGUGCAACCCUAGACUUGUAUAUCUAAAGCUAGUUGAUUAGCCAACACAUUGUCAUAGUCCAACACAACACUGUUUACUGUGGAGUGUUGCCAUUAGCCAUAUUACCACCAGUACAUAAUUCCAUGCUGCCAUUGAACACCACUGUAGGACCUUUAUUCACUUUGUGUGUCCCAUAUAUGCAUACACACUGAGUGUAAAACCAUUAGGAACACCUGCUCUUUCCAUGACAGACUGACCAGGUUAAAGCUAUGAUCCCUUAUUGAUGUCACUUGUUAAAUCCACUUCAUUCAGUGUAGAUGAAGGGGAGGAGACAGGUUAAAGAAGGAUUUUUAAGCCUUGAGACAAUUGAGACAUGGAUUGUGUAUAUGUGCCAUUCAGAGGGUGAAGUAGUAGGUGCCAGGCGCAACGGUUUGUGUUAAGAACUGGAACGCAGCUGGGUUUUUCACACUGAACAGUUUCCUGUGUGUAUCAAGAAUGGUCCACUACCCAAAGGACAUCCAGACAACUUGGCACAACUGUGGGAAGCAUUGGAGUCAACAUGGGCCAGCAUCCCUGUGGAACACUUUCGACACCUUGUACAGUCCAUAUGACCAUGUACAAGUAUUUUAAAAUGGUGAACCCUCCCCUUCCUCCUCCUCCUCCAUACAGGGUAGAGCUGAGAGAGGCACCAUGCUGUCGGGGGAGGAGAUUCUGUGCAGCACGCGGCAAGUGAUAGCGGGCCUGGAGGCCCUGCGCGGUGAGAACCACACCCUCCUAGACAACCUGCAGAAGGCACUGGAAGGCCGGCCGGUGGCCGAGAGUGGCAGUGUGGAGCAGGAGAAGAGUGGCAUCAUCCGCCAGUCUCUGGAGAGGAUAGAGCUGGGCCUGGGAGAGGCCCAGGUGGGGUCAUACUGGAGAUGAGGGAAUGCAUGGAGAAUGGGUGAAGUUGUAUUUUGGCUGUAUUGGAUCUGUACAUGUAUAUAUGUACACCUACUUCACUCUCUCUUUCUUUCCCUCUCCCUCCUCCCUCUCUCUCGUCCUCCCCAGGUGAUGAUGGCUCUGUCGGCCCACCUGGGCUCCCUGGAGGCAGAGAAGCAGAAGCUGCGGACCCAGGUACGGAGGCUGUGCCAGGAGAACCAGUGGCUGAGGGACGAGCUGGCCAGGGCCCAGCAGAGGUUGCAGGACAGGGAGCAGGAGGUGGUCACCCUGGAGGAGCAGAACAGACACCUGCAGUUCAUGAGCAGCAUCCGCAAGUACGACCAGGAGGAGCCCCCACCGGUAUGUCACAGACAACCACAAUCAGGGUCGUAUUCAUUAGGCACCAAACGGGAAAGAACAGACUGAUACAGUGAGGAACUACCAAAACUUGUCUAAUGAGAAAUGCUCAUAUUCGCUUUCCAUUGCAAAAUGUUUCGCUACAGUGUACCGUAAUGAAUAUGACCCAGUACAUGGUGCAUGUGUUUGCCUCAUCUCUUAUGUUAUGACUAAAGCUAAGCUGUUGGUGGCUUAUCAGAACAGGUUGCAAUGUGUUUCUCUGUAUAGUUCAUAUAGGUACUCCCCUCAGCUCUGUACUAUCAAUCUAGUAAUGUUUUCUAUGUCGACAGGAUGACAAAGAGACGGGCUCCACCAAGGAGUCCCUAGAUGACCUUUUUCCCACGGAUGAGGAGGAACAGUCACAGAGUACGUGCACUUGUCAAAUGAGACGGAUAUUCUUGUCUAUCUAUCUGCUGUGCAUGUAUGUGUGUCGGUGUCCCGAUGUGUCUCUCUGUGUUGCGUAGUCUGUCACUCGCUGUGCGUUUGUUUGUGUAUGUGUCUAUGUACAGUUGAAGUCAGAAGUUUACAUACAUCUUAGCCAAAUACAUUUAAACUCAGUUUUUCACAAUUCCUGACAUUUAAUCCUAGUAAAAAUUCCCAGUUUUAGGACAGUUAGGAUCACCACUAUUUUAAGAAUGUGAAAUGUCAGAAUAAUUGUAGAGAUAAUUAUUUAUUUCAGCUUUUAUUUCUUUCAUCACAUUCCCAGUGGGUCAGAAGUUUACAUGCACUCAAUUAGUAUUUGGUAGCAUUACCCUUAAAUAGUUUAACUUGGGUCAAACGUUUGGGGUAGCCUUCCACAAGCUUCCCACAAUAAGUUGGGUGAAUUUUGGCCCAUUCAUCCUGACAGAGCUGGUGUAACUGAGUCAGGUUUGUAGGCCUCCUUGCUCGCACACGCUUUUUCAGUUCUGCCCACACAUUUUCUAUAGGAUUGAGGUCAUGGCUUUGUGAUGGCCACUCCAAUACCUAAGCCAUUUUGCCACAACUUUGGAAGUAUGCUUGGGGUCAUUGUCCAUUUGGAAGACCCAUUUGCGACCAAGCUUUAACUUCCUGACUGAUGUGUUGAGAUGUUGCUUCAAUAUAUCCACAUAAUUUUCCUUCCUCAUGAUGCCAUCUAUUUUGUGAAGUGCACCAGUCCCUUCUGCAGCAAAGCACCCCCAUAGCAUGAUGCUGCCACCCCGUGCUUCACGGUUGGGAUGGUGUUCUUCGGCUUGAAAGCCACACCCUUUUUCCUCCAAACAUAACGAUGGUCAUUAUGGCCAAACAGUUCUAUUUUUGUUUCAUCAGACCAGAGGACAUUUCUCCAAAAAGUACGAUCUUUGUCCCAUGUGCAGUUGCAAACCGUAGUCUGGCUUUUUUAUGGCUGUUUUGGAGCAGUGGCUUCUUCCUUGCUGAGCGGCCUUUCAGGUUAUGUCGAUAUAGGACUUGUUUUACUGUGGAUAUAGAUACUUUUGUACCUGUUUCCUCCAGCAUCUUCACAAGGUCCUUUGCUGUUGUUCUGGGAUUGAUUUGCACUUUUCGCACCAAAGUACGUUCAUCUCUAGGAGACAGAACGCGUCUCCUUCCUGAGCGGUAUGACGGCUGCGUGGUCCCAUGGUGUUUAUACUUGCGUACUAUUGUUUGUACAGAUGAACGUGGUACCUUCAGGCGCUUGGAAAUUGCUCCCAAGGAUGAACCAGACUUGUAGAGGUCUACCAUUUUUUUCUGAGGUUUUGGCUGAUUUCUUUUGAUUUUCCCAUGAUGUCAAGCAAAGAGGCAUGGAGUUAGAAGGUAGGCCUUGAAAUACAUCCACAGGUACACCUCCAAUUGACUCAAAUGAUGUCAAUUAGCCUAUCAGAAGCUUCUAAAGCCUUGACAUCAUUUUCUGGAAAUUUCCAAGCUGUUUAAAGGCACAGUCAACUUAGCGUAUGUAAACUACUGACCCACUGGAAUUGUGAUACAGUCAAUUAUAAGUGAAAUAAUCUGUCUGUAAACAAUUGUUGGAAAAAUUACUUGUGUCAUGCACAAAGUAGAUGUCCUAACCGACUUGCCAAAACUAUAGUUUGUUAACAAGAAAUUUGUGGAGUGGUUGAAAAAUUAGUUUUAAUGACUCCAACCUAAGUUUAUGUAAACUUCCGACUUCAACUGUACAAUAUAUUUGUGAGUGAGUAUAUGUGUCUUUGGAUGUUUGUGUUAAUGUAUAUGUGUGUGUGUGUGUGUAUGAGUGACUCUCUCUACCCCCCUCUUGUGUCCUCCUGUCCCCCAGUAUCUCAGCCCCACGGUAGUAGUGCGGUGGCAGCGGCCCAGCAGGGAGGCUAUGAGAUCCCGGCCCGCCUGAGGACCCUCCACAACCUGGUGAUCCAGUACGCCUCCCAGGGCCGCUAUGAGGUGGCUGUGCCCCUCUGCAAACAGGCCUUGGAGGACCUGGAGAAGUCCUCAGGCCACAGCCACCCUGACGUGGCCACCAUGCUCAACAUACUGGCCCUGGUCUACAGGUGAGUGGAGCCACGUUAGCCUAGCAUAACCUCCAUGCUAGGUCUUACUGUGGGGGAUUUCCAUAGUGUGGCUAGUUCUGUUAGCCAUAUGCUAAUGGUAAAGGCUGUUUCGCUUUUCUCUGCAGAGACCAGAACAAGUACAAAGAGGCAGCUAACCUCCUGAAUGAUGCGUUGGCCAUUCGGGAGAAGACCCUGGGUAUAGACCACCCUGCGGUAUGUUCCUCUAUAGUGAAGGUCAAGGGUCACCAAAAUGGCUUUCCCCAGCACAGUGGAGAAGCAGCUACAGUAUGUAACCAGUGGUGUAGUGGAGGGUAAACGCACGUUAAACAAAAUUUGGCCAACAGUUUACCCAUCUUUUGCGGAAGAAUCUAUUGAAAAUAUAGGGAGUGUUUCUUUUUUCAUCGCGACCGGCAAUCAGAGUUUACCCACCACUGUAUGUAACUAACAGUACUGUAUUUGUUUAUAGGUGGCAGCCACACUAAACAACCUUGCUGUACUGUAUGGAAAGAGAGGGAAGUACAAGGAGGCUGAGCCACUGUGUAAGAGAGCCCUGGAGAUCAGAGAGAAGGUAGUGAGGCAGUAACCUAGCAGCACCGUGACUAGAAACCCUGCCCUCUGAUGGACAAAUGGCAACUCUGCAAGCAUUCUGUAGUAUAGCACUGCUACAGUACAAAUUUAUAUUGUACUGUCAUUUCUCAAUCAUGCAAGCAAAAAGUCAUAUUACCUAUCACUCGUUACUUCUUUCAACAAUAAAUAAUUACUUAGUACUCCCUGGGAAAAGUAAUUUGUUCCACUACUCGUUUUAGUACUUUUGCGUUACAUCCCAAAACGUUGCACGUCCUCACUCAAUGUAAACAAUGUUAUGUUUCUAGCAGUGGAGAGGUGUUUCUCUCCUGGGCACAGUUUACAUUUGACUGUUAUAUUCUUAUAAUUUUGUCCUACCAAAUCAAAGUAAUGGGAGUACUUCCGCGCUGAGAAACUCAAUGUUUUAGACGCUUCUGCCAUUUCCAUCUCCCCCACUAAAGCAGUUACUAGUAGAGUGUGUGUGUGUAAACAGGAACUUGGUGAGAGGGCGUCAGACGAAAACAAUUAGAAUCUGGGGCGGGGGGGAUUUUAUAAAUUAUUUUGUGGCAUCACAAAUACUUAUUUGGAUCAGUAACUGUAAUAGGAAAUGAAUGAUAACACAAAUAACAACCCAUUUUUUUUUUUCAGUAACUGUAUUAUUUAAAUUGGAAGAGUAACUCUGUUAUAUUACACAUUACCGCAAAAAGUAAUUUAAUUACUGUAAUGCGUUACUUUGUAAUGCGCUACCCCUAACACUGCUUAUUACCCAAACCUGCCUGUUCAUCUCCAUUCACCCCCCUCCCCUCUUGUUGUUGUGGGCAGGUGUUAGGCACGGACCACCCUGACGUGGCAAAGCAGCUGAACAACCUGGCGCUGCUGUGUCAGAACCAGGGAAAGUACCAUGAAGUGGAGCAGUACUACGAGCGUGCCCUGCACAUCUACCAGAGCAGGCUGGGCCCCGACGACGCCAACGUGGCCAAGACCAAGAAUAACCUGGUGAGGGAUGGAGAGAGAGAAUGGAGGGAGGGGUAUAAAGGGGGAGUGGACAUGGUUGGCAUGGUCACUGGGCUAGAUGAUACCAUAUUAUGUGUGUGUAUAAUAUGCUAUGAUUGGGUAGAAGUAGGGGACAUUGACCCAAGCUGCAUGCGUGUGCCUAUCGAUCUGAGGUGUGAUAGCGCUAUUUGUGACUCUAGUAUUGCUGUAUUUCUGGCUACAGGCUUCAUGUUACCUGAAACAAGGGAAGUACAGACAAGCUGAGGCUCUGUAUAAAGAGAUCCUGACCCGGGCCAACGAAAAAGAGUUUGGAUCUUCGGAUGGUGAGCGCAAACUCAUAAUAUGAUCUUUUGAAAUCUGCUCUCUAGGUUCAAUAGCAUUUUGAUCCUAAAAGGGUAUUGGAAUAAAAAUGUAUCUCCGAUAUGUACUGUAAAUAGCUAAUCGUACUGGAUGAUGCCACUGAUGUGUAUCUGUAACAGUGUUGCUUCCAACCCUCUCCUCGCCCCUACCUGGGCUUGAACCAGGGACCCUCUGCACACAUCGACAACAGUCACCCUCGAAGCACCGUUACCCGUCGCUCCACAAAAGCCGCGGCCCUUGCAGAGCAAGGGAAACAACUACUUCAAUGUCUCAGAGCGUGUGACGUCACCGAUUGAAAUGCUACUAGCGCGCACCGCUAACUAGCUAGCCAUUUCACACCGGUUACAUAUCCUCUGUGAUGUUGGUGUCUCAGGUGAGGUGCGGGAUAUCUGGACCCAGGAUGGGCUGGGCAGUCUGAAGCGCAGCAGCUCGUUCACCAAGCUCCGCGAGUCGAUACGCAGGAGCAGUGAGAAGCUGGUCAGGAAGCUGAAAGGAGUCGGAACUCAGGAUACCACCCCUCCGACUCCUGGGUAAAGACCAAGUCCUCAUUCUGCAAGUGUUAGCUCUCAAAAUGAUGUCCAAUUUGUUACUCUCACUCUCUCUUUCUGGUUCUCUCUCAGGAUGAAAAGGGCUAAUUCUCUGAAUGUGCUGAACGUGGGUGUGAGGGAGCGUCAAGUGGCAAGGGUGAGCAGCAGUUUCUGAUUUCUGGCUUUUUCUCACAUUUCUGUACAAUAUGAUUGUUAGUGUUUAUUCAUCACCUUUCAUUUGAUGUGCUUCAUAUCCUAAGGCAUUUCUCUGGCUGUGUCAUCAAAAUCAAUGUACUGUAUAUGUCAUUGUUAUACACAUAGUCAGACUAGUCAAGUGUUUUGUAUGUUCUUCCAGAGCCCCAGCGGCCUAACGGAGAACCGAACCCUGAGCUCCAGCACCCAGAGUCUGGCACGCCGAGGGUCCCUCAGCUACACCUCUGAACACUACCAGUUUAAUCUGGAAAUGAAAUGA
Coregonus sp. 'balchen' is the source of this 12215-nucleotide messenger RNA. The record is from the annotation of a GenBank genome assembly. NCBI's taxonomy places the organism in Eukaryota, Metazoa, Chordata, Actinopteri, Salmoniformes, Salmonidae.